Messenger RNA from Closterium sp. NIES-65, 1158 nucleotides. The record is from the annotation of a GenBank genome assembly. Lineage: Eukaryota; Viridiplantae; Streptophyta; Zygnematophyceae; Desmidiales; Closteriaceae.
AUGUUCAAGCGUGAUCGAGCGCGCGUCAUCCUGCUCUGCCACGCGCUGCUGGAUGUCCGCGCUCCCCCCAUGACCACGCAAGGAGGCAGGGAGCAGCAGCAGGGGGGCGACAUGGAGCAGAGGGGCAGCAGCAGCCGUGCCUUCUCACCCUCGCCUCGCCACAGUAUUCUCUCAGGUCUGCAGCCGCUUUCUCAGUUCUCUUCAGUUCUCUCCUUGCCGGUUGAGGGGAGGGGCGUGGGGUCAACACCGCCACUCCCCUACACUCCUCCCCUGUGGCUGUGCAGGUGGCAGCGGUGGGAGGGAAGGGGAGCAGCACUCCACUCGGCUAGGGUGGGAAGGGAGAGUAUUGGGAUUGGGUCGUCUGAAAUAAGGCCAGCGCAAGCCAGGAGGACGGAAGCAGGCGAGCAGCAGGCGACGGGAGCACCAGGGCGGGCAGCAGGAGCGCGGGCAGCGGGGCAGCAGCGCCGGCCUCAUCAACGGUUGAGGUUGCAGUAUCGCCCCUGCCACCACACUCCACUCGAGCCCACUCCCCCUCAGGUUCAGGUGGCGGGGAGGGGUGUGGGGUCAACACCGACGCUCCCUCACGCCCCUCCCCUGUGGCCGUGCAGGGAGGAGGCACCUGGAGGAGGGCUGCUGCGGAGGGAGGCAGCUGGUGGUGCUGCAGCUGUCUUGAGCUCUCCCUCACGCUAUCAGCUAAGUGCAGGUUCCCUUGGCGUCUGUGCCGUGUGGCCUGGCCUCAACCAGUGGCCCUCCCUUUCUCUUCCACAUUUGGCAGUGGAGAUGAGGGGCGCUGGGGUCAACACCGACGCUUCCCCACGCCCCUCCCCUGUGGCCGUGCAGGGACUCGUGGGGACGGGAGGGAGGCAGCACUGCAGCAUGGCAAUCCCACUGCAGCAAGGGAGAGUAUCGGGAUGGGCUUGGCCUCUCAAGUGGCUCCUCCUCCCUUCCCUUGCGUUGGAUUUCAAGUCACAGUUUCCCAUUCAACUUGCUCCCACCACCGCGCUCAAACUAGCUCUGUGUGUGCGCGUUGCAGGUGGGGGGGAGGGGUGUGGGGUCAACACCGACGCUCCCUCACGCCCCUCCCGAGUGGCCGUGCAGGGAGGGGGGCAGCACUCCACUCGGCUGGGAUGGAAUGGGAGAGUAUCGGGGUCGUCUUGA